UCGCUUCGCCAGUCAUAGAGGAGUUUGGAUAUACAGUAGCCAAUCCACAGGUUAGUUUGGAAGAGUGGGUAGGUCCCAUUGUCAGUACCGGAGGUGGUCUUUGAAUUUCACUGGACGGUGUCAAAUUUCCCUCGGACUCGUAACACUCAGCUAUGGGCAGUGUGUUGGCUGCCAGCUCCCCCAGCCCGGCCCUUGUUCCGGGUGGUGCUGGACAGGGGGGGGCAGGUUUGGUGACAGUCCCUCCAGGGUUCAGCAUGCCACCGGUCUCACCCAUCACUCCGUCCUCUGCUUCUGGCCAGCCAACAGAAGAAACAGAGCCUCCCCUCCCCAACCCUGGAACUUACGAGGAAUGCCAUCGCAAAUGCAAAGAGGUAUUCCCAGUGCAGAUGGAGGGGGUGCGUCUAGUGGUCAACAAGGGUCUGAGUAACCACUUCCAGGUCAGCCAUACAAUCAACCUCAGUACCCUUGGCGAGUCUGGCUACAGGUUUGGUGCCACAUACGUAGGCAGCAAGCAGAUCGGACCUGCGGAGUCCUUCCCUGUCAUGGUGGGAGACAUGGACAACACGGGCAGUCUGAACGCCCAGAUCAUCCACCAGCUCACCACUGGAGUGAGAUCCAAAAUAGCCAUCCAGACUCAACAGCACAAGUUUGUGAAUUGGCAAUGCGACAUGGAGUAUCGCGGAGAAGACUUCACCUCGGCCGUAACCCUUGGCAACCCGGAUGUCCUUGUUGGCUCGGGUAUUCUGGUUGCUCACUACCUCCAGUCCCUCACGCCAGCACUGGCUCUGGGAGGUGAGCUGGUCUACCACAGGAGACCUGGGGAGGAGGGGGCCGUCACCUCCCUCGUGGGCAGGUACACCGGAAACAACUACGUAGCGACGUUGACCCUGGGAGGAGCUGGCGCCCACGCCACGUACUACCACAAAGCCAACGACCAGCUGCAGGUCGGGGUGGAGUUUGAAGCGAGCACACGUACGCAGGAGACCAGCGCAUCGUUUGGCUACCAGUUGGACCUCCAGAAAGCGAAUCUACAGUUUAAAGGCACAGUAGACAGUAACUGGGUGGUGGGGGCCACCUUGGAAAAGAAGCUCGUUCCCCUGCCCCUCUCCCUGGCACUGGGCGCCUUCCUCAACCAUCGCAAGAACAAGUUCCAGUGUGGCUUUAACGUCACCAUCGGCUAGACCGCAGACCACCCCCCCCCCCUCCCCUUUUAGCCACCUCUCCCGACAUCCGCUUGGACCGGCGGUGAGACAGAGGUAGUGACGUUCAACAGAUUCAGAGACUCUCCAAAACUGUGAUUUGUGGGGUAGACGGAGAGAGGAGUCUAGCCUACAUGCCGUAGCAGUGUCUUUCCCUCAUGGUGUGGGAGACCCAGUGACUAGAGAGCAUCAUGAGAUGCAUGUGCUCAUAAUAUCUAUCAAGUGGUUAGACUAAUAUAUAUGGUGAAGUGUAUGUUUAAUGACAAAUAAAUGUGAAUACUUUUGUAUCUUUU
Messenger RNA from Osmerus eperlanus (European smelt), 1492 nucleotides. It is a transcript of the gene tomm40, whose product is annotated as translocase of outer mitochondrial membrane 40 homolog (yeast). The transcript is spliced from 9 exons. The record is from RefSeq and is a predicted model, not a curated record. Bases 153 to 1181 code for a protein of 342 amino acids. NCBI's taxonomy places the organism in Eukaryota, Metazoa, Chordata, Actinopteri, Osmeriformes, Osmeridae. Gene Ontology annotation, molecular function: transmembrane protein transporter activity. Gene Ontology annotation, biological process: protein import into mitochondrial matrix. Gene Ontology annotation, cellular component: mitochondrial outer membrane translocase complex; mitochondrial outer membrane.